Molecule: messenger RNA, 1003 nt
Organism: Morus notabilis
Lineage: Eukaryota; Viridiplantae; Streptophyta; Magnoliopsida; Rosales; Moraceae
Exons: 3
Coding region: 45-842 (265 amino acids)
Source: RefSeq, a predicted model, not a curated record
AGAAACUCAGUGAUCAGGAGGAAAGGAAGGUGAGAGUUUCUGCAAUGGAGGAUUCAUCAAAUGGGAAAGUUGAGGAGACCCGGGAAGUCCAAUCGGUCGAUGAGUGUAAGAAUGUUGUUGUUGAGGAUGUUGAAGACUCCUCCAAACUAAUUGGGGUUGAAUCUGUAAAGGUUUUGGAGAUUAAUGGUGAGAAUAAUUCUGAGCCUGCAAGUAAAAGGGGCAUCUCUAUUAUUGAACAAAUUAUUGAAUCUGCUGAGAAACUUCUUGAUGGCAAUGAUUCGAGCUCGAGUUCAAGCAGUUCGGAUGAGGAAGAGAAUAAAGUGCCUGAUCAUGAGGAGGUUCCUGAUCAAGUGGAAGAAAAAGAAGCUGUUGUGUGUUUGAGUCAACAAGCCUUAGUUGAGAAUGAAAAAGAGGAGAUGGAUGGUUCUUCUCCUGCCGAAACCGAGGAAAAGACAUUAACAUCAUCUUCGGUUGAGAAUGAUGUCGUUGCGGAUUUUAUGUCAAAGGGUAUUGAGGAAACCAAAUUGCAGUCUUCAUAUGAGAAUAAUGAUUUUUAUGAUGAGGAUAUAACUUGUGUGGAUCAGAAGGAUGAGGCUAAUUCCGCUUCAGAAGAAGUUUCGGAGGGAAUUGAAGGGCUAAAAUUGCCAAUCUUAGAAGAGAAUAAUACUGGGCAGUCAUCACAAGCUGCUUCUGAGGCUGCAAGUGGAAAUGCUUGCAACUCUGAGAUUGCUGAAAACACAGAGAAUCCAUCUGCUGUGCCUGUGACUAGAUCCUCCCUCCAAGCAACUUCAUGGACGAGCUGUUGUGGACUUUUUGAAGUUCUGCGACGAUCUGACCGAUAAACUCAAGAUUAGAGAGACUGUGAUAGGUCCAAAAAAUCAAGAAAUUGAAGACCUAACAACUCUCGAGUGACUUCUAGAGUUUUUGUGUUGCACAAUAAAGUUGGAGAUCAGAGAGUUAUUUGAGUGAACAGUUCGAACAUUAAGGUGUCAAAAGUUCUUUA